This is a messenger RNA of Caenorhabditis angaria, 315 nucleotides long. NCBI's taxonomy places the organism in Eukaryota, Metazoa, Nematoda, Chromadorea, Rhabditida, Rhabditidae. The record is from the annotation of a GenBank genome assembly.
AUGCCACGUGUCAUUCUAAUUCUUCUCGCUGUCUGCGUCUCUCUCACUCUUGCCUCAUUCAUUCCACAAUCUCAAGCUGGAUUGGAAUGUAUUACUUGUGUUGCAACAGUUAAAGGAGUUGAAGCAAAAGUUUUGGGAAAAGGAGAAGAUGUGGCUGAAAAAGAGGUGAAACAAAUAUGUUUGGAAGUUGUGCCAAUGAAAUCAGCUGAACAUUUGUGUGAAGAAUAUGGAGAUAAAGAAGUUGAAGUUAUGGUUGAUUUGAUUAAGAAAGAUGUUCCACCAAAGGAAAUUUGUCAAAAAUUGGGAAAAUGUUAG